GAUCGGGUUUUUGAGUAUCGUCUGUGGCUUGCUAGGAUCAGUAUCGCGUCAGUCGCGCUCCGUGUCGGUUGUAUAUGGUAGAUAUCGAGAGAUUGUUAGUCUAUCGAAGAGAGUAUUCCAUCAUUAUUGAGACGACUCUCAAUUUCAAUUGAUCGUUAUUUAUUUAUCCUCGUCGAGUGUGGGCUCGUGUGGCACUUUCGGCAGUCGGGUGUCGCUCACGGCUUUGGUAAAGAAAUAAAUAAUGGCGAAUUUGAGACAAACACCACUCACGUGUAGCGGUCACACGAGGCCCGUGGUACACCUCGCCUUCUCCGACGUCACGGAAUCCGGCUACUACCUUAUCUCGGCUUGCAAGGAUGGUAAACCUAUGCUACGACAGGGUGACACUGGGGAUUGGAUUGGAACGUUUGAGGGACAUAAGGGAGCAGUCUGGGGUGUUGCCUUAAAUCCAGAGGCUACGAGAGCAGCUACUGGGGCUGCUGAUUUCAAUGCCAAAGUCUGGGAUGCUAUAAAAGGAGAAGAGAUUCAUUCAUUCCAACAUAAUCAUAUUGUCAAGUCUGUCAACUUUAGUUCUGAUUCAAAUCAUCUUUGUACUGGUUCCAAUGAGAAGCUUGUUCGGAUUUAUGAUCUUAACAAACCCGAGAGCACGCCACAGGUGUUCUCAGGCCACAGUGGUGGUAUCAAACAUGUCACGUUCUUCAAAGACAAUACUGCAUUGGUAAGCUGUGCUGAUGACAAGACCCUACGUAUUUGGGACAGAGCUAGUGGUCAGGAGACAAUGAGACUUGAUUUCCCAGCAAUUCCCAGUAGCAUGGAAGUGUCCAGAGAUGGAAAUGUUAUCACUACCACACACUCAAAUGUGGUAACCUUUUGGGACAGCAAAGAACUUACAAAAAUUCGUGAGUUUACCGUACCGACGCAAGUGAACAGUGCCAGCCUGCAUCCAGAUUGCAGCAUCUUUGUCUGUGGUGGAGAAGAUCUCAAGAUGUACAAGUUCGAUUACAGUACUGGAGCUGAGAUUGAGUCAUUCAAAGGACAUUUUGGUCCAGUACACUGCGUACGUUUCUCUCCGGAUGGCGAACUGUAUGCCAGCGGGUCCGAGGACGGUACCCUGAGGCUCUGGCAAACAACAAUUGGCAAAACAUAUGGACUCUGGCGUUGUAUAGAACAGACACCUGUAAUGCAAGAAAACUCCGCAGUGAUCAACAAUAAGCAAGAGGUCCCAGCAAGCUAGAUAUUUUGACAAAUCUUUCCUAAAAUUUUCUCCAUAGGCCUAGGAGAAAAAGGAUAAGAAAGAGAGAGGGAAUAGUAUGUGGAUACGUGAGUGCGUGUAUCGCGACGUCGAAUCAGUAGCAACAGCAAAUAAGGAAGAAUGCGAUUUAAAAGACUGGAGCGCAAGAAAAUUAUUCAAAAUUGUGUAAAAUAUAAUACACGGUAUGAACAUCUUGGAAAAUCAUAACAAACGUAAAUUAAAAACCUUUUGUACAUUUAUCUGUACAAUUCACACAUAUGCGCAAAAGUCUCGAACUUCUCUUGUGACAAUGAAACGUCUAAUCGCUUCCUCUUCCUAUCUCGUGGCUUGACCAUAUCGAGGUCAGCCAGCUGGUGCCAGGAUUCACUUCCUUGAUACCUUUAUAGGAGCAUAGAGAAAUUCGAGAGGUGCCUGUGAGUGCAUGUGCGCGUCUCAGAAUUUUCUCCUGUAAAUUGAAAGGAUCAAAGGAUGUAAUGGAUAAUGGGAUGGCCGACUGCCUUCCGCUCGCGAUCACGUGAGCCGAUUAUUUAUUACAAAAAAGUAAACAUUAACAUUUAUUAACAUGUUACGCAUGUGUCAUAUUAUAUCGUAUUACGAAAAUAUAUAGAGGUGUAAUGAAAAAAUAUACCAUUCUGUACGGGAAUUCGCAAAAAAAUACCAUGACUGCAAAAUACAAUUUUUAUAGAAGAGUAAUUUGACAUUAACAAA
Cephus cinctus (wheat stem sawfly) is the source of this 1960-nucleotide messenger RNA. It is a transcript of the gene wmd, whose product is annotated as serine-threonine kinase receptor-associated protein. Gene Ontology annotation, molecular function: protein binding; RNA binding. The coding region runs from base 242 to 1234 and encodes 330 amino acids. Gene Ontology annotation, cellular component: SMN complex. The record is from RefSeq and is a predicted model, not a curated record. Gene Ontology annotation, biological process: spliceosomal snRNP assembly. NCBI's taxonomy places the organism in Eukaryota, Metazoa, Arthropoda, Insecta, Hymenoptera, Cephidae. The transcript is spliced from 5 exons.